AUGGAGGUUAAUGAUGUAAUCAGUACCCCAGUACAAGCAUUCUCCACGUCAAGUUCCGGUUUAUCCGGAAAUCUGGUCGACGAUGUUAACACCGCUUUCAUGGUUGAUAACUUGGACUUGGAUUUGCCCCUUUUUCAACAUGGACCUCUGUGGUUGGAUUGUCAUGGCAUUGAAUUGAUCGCAAACGCUACACGCCCUCCAUGCGAAAUUGCGAAUUGA
Botrytis deweyae is the source of this 219-nucleotide messenger RNA. RefSeq lists its product as uncharacterized. The record is from RefSeq and is a predicted model, not a curated record. The transcript has 2 exons. Bases 1 to 219 code for a protein of 72 amino acids. NCBI's taxonomy places the organism in Eukaryota, Fungi, Ascomycota, Leotiomycetes, Helotiales, Sclerotiniaceae.